Molecule: messenger RNA, 1795 nt
Organism: Paramecium octaurelia
Lineage: Eukaryota; Ciliophora; Oligohymenophorea; Peniculida; Parameciidae
Source: the annotation of a GenBank genome assembly
AUGAAUUAAUAGAAUUCCACUAAUUUUUAACCUUUAGUGAAUAAGACUUUGAAUUAUACUAAAUAUGGAUAAUUUAAACUUACAAAAAUGAUAGACCAAGGUGCAGACGAGGCUGUGUUUGAAGCUUAACCUACAAACAACAAUAUGUCCUAAUUGUUUGCCAUAAAAAUUUACAAAACUAUAGCUGAUCAGGAGAAAUCUUUCAUUCGGGAGGUGAUUGAUUAUUAAGAAAAGUUUGACAACGAUCCAAUUAGGACAUCAGGAAUUAUUAGGAUUUAUGAAACAGGUUUAUUUUCAAAUUUUUACACAUUACUUAUGGAGAUGGGGAAAUCUAAUCUACAAGAUUAUAUUAAAAGCAUCCAAUAGAUUUCAUCAGAGAAAAGGGUUGAAAUUUGCACUGAUGUAAUUAUUCUCUAAAUUCUUAGCUUUUUAAAUCUAUUAAAUUUAUGAAUUCUAAAAAUAUAUUCCACAAAAGCAUCAGGCCAGAGAGCUUCAUCCUUGUAGAAAAUAAAUUUAAAUUAAUUAAUUUUGGUUAGGCCAUAAAGGGAUAAGAUUCAAAUAAAUAUCAAGUUAAAGGGGUUCAAUAGAUGUUAUAUUAAGCUCCAGAAAUCUUAAAAUAAAAAUCUGAUUUUCUUUAAUCUGUGGAUACUUGGUCAUUGGGUUGUGUAAUUUAUUGGACUUUUACAGGCAACUCAUUUUUUUAGUCGGGUAUCAAUUAUUAUCUGAAAUUUUAGCUGACAUUGAGGAUCUAAAAGUUAAAAUCAAAGAUUAUAAAAAUAAAGAAGUCAAUCAAUAUUAUUUAAAAAGAAUUGACCAAUUGAAUGCUCCUUAAUAUGUAAAAGAAAAUCUGAAGUCAAUGUUGGAAUAUAAAAGAUACAGGCGUAUCAAAAUUGCUGAUGUCUCAGAAUCUUUUACUAAUAAAUAAGGUCCAGCUUAAUAAAAUAAUUUAGUAUAACCUCAAGGAAAUCCACCAAUAAAUCCAUUAUUUUAAACUCAAAUAAAUCCAAAUUUAUAAAACAAAACCAAUCAACAAUUUUAACCCUAAAUAAAUCAAGUUUUAUAACCUCCACCAAAUUCCGUUUAAUAAUAUUAAUAACAAUUUUAAUAACCUAAUCAACCCAUCUAAUUUAAAUAGCCUCCAUAAUUAUAAGCAGCACCCUUUCCAUAAUAAAACAUUUAACAAUAAUAGUAGUUAUCUUCUGGUCAUAUUGAAUAAGUUUGUCAAUUACUUCUAAGUGAAAUAAAAAAAUAAGUUUCUUAUAACUAAUAGUAACAAAUAGAGGAUAGAGAUGGAAAAAGUCUAAUCACAGAUAGUGGUUCAAUAUAGUCCUGCAAUUAUAUUGAAAAUGCUUUUAAUGAAAUUGUUAGAAUUAUGCAAAAUUUAAAUGAUAAUAUAUAAGCAGUGCAAACCCAAUAAAUUGAAGAUAUUAAAAAUAAAUAUGAAUAAAAGUUAGAACAAAAAGAUUAAGAAAUUGAUCAAUUAAGACAGCAAUUAAAGAAUACAGAAUAAUAACAAUAAGUUCCAUAAAAAAAUGAAUUCGAUUAAAACAAUAUGGACCUUCAAGGAAGUGCAAUUUCUUUAAAUACCAAUUUACAAGAAUAUUCAAUAUUAAAAGAGUAAUAACCAAAGGAAGUUUUAGAAAAAUAGAAUUUGGAUCAUUUAGUAAAAGAAGUGAUAGAUCGAUUUUAAGAGUGGAUAUAGUAACCAAAAAAUUUAGAGAAUCAGCAGAAUUAAGAUGAUAACAUCUUUGUCAUACUUUUGAAAAAGUUAAAUGAAGGAUUAAGUAUGUGUUGA